UAAUUUUCUCAUUCGUGACGUUAGGGUUUGUACGAACUGUAUAUAUAUGAUUCUGUAUGGGGCUAAUAAUGGAAUCAACAGAAGGUAGGCGUGAACACAGGUGUGGUUUCUGAAUGUAAACACAUGUGUUAGCUGACCUAUAUGGGACGGAUGUACCCGGUCGCGAGGACAGGUUUCGGAAAUAAUAUUAGCAUAGACCACACACCUUUAAGAAUAAUGACAAUGUUGCAAACUGUCUGUAGAAUGAUUGUUAUGUGGGCCAUCUUUGAUAUUGGUCAUGCACGGAACGGUCCCCCAAAGAUACUGCUCCAGCCUCAACAGUCAUUGUACUACUCGGCUGUCUCUAACUCUAGUAUAAUGUUAACGUGUGGCGCGGACGGGUCUACCCCUAUUAGAUUAUCAUGGGAAAGGAAUGGAGUCCCUGUAAAGUUUGAAAAAUUCGAAAACGGUGGCGGCGUUUUUGAUUUAAAUCAUGCAAUAAAUAACCCCGCCCAGACCGACGAGGGAGAAUAUAUUUGCUACGUCAGCAAUGACCUCGGCCACACCAUGACGUACCCAAUUCAGCUAACACAGGCAGUGUUAGAUGAUCAUUCUAAACAGAAUAUCGUUUACGAUGAGACAGCUGAACAGGGCAGUCCUUUUACACUACCAUGUGAAAUCCCUUACAGCGUACCGGAACCGGAAGUAUACUGGGUGAAGAUUACUACCACCAGUAGUGUAACACCGCAGAACCGAAUUCAAUAUGACGAACGAAUUACAUCAGAUAUCAACGGUAACCUUCACGCCCUCUUCAUUGAGAACUCAGAUACUGGAAGGUACAGAUGUGUCAUCUACAAUUCAUUGCUCCAAAAAACAACCUAUGGCCCGAUCUUCAACUUACAGACCACAGUUGGAAGUCAAACCACUGAUCCCGAACUGAUAUGGAACUCGGACGAGUUCCCGGUAGCGUUACACGGAAGUGACGUCAUGAUCAGAUGUAUCGUUGGAGGCAGACCGCUACCUCAAGUCGAAUGGUACGACGACACGGGAGCCCCGAUGAGAUUGAAUCAGGUGACAGAUUACGGCAGAACCCUGAUGUUGAGGAAUGUCCGGUUUACUGACGCUAGGUGGUAUCAGUGUAGCGUUCCUGGAACAACUUUUACUGGCGGCGUCAAUUUUCAACUUACUGUCGAAAAGAGCCCCUCUUGGAUCAGAAAACCUAAUCCAAUCAAAGCAAAUGUUGGGGAACAGGUUAGCUUCAACUGCAGUGCUUCCGGUGUACCCGAACCUACUAUCACGUGGUACAUUGACACGACUCCAGUCGCAGACGUUCCGGCCAAUAAAAAACCUUCCCGAAUAGAGAACACACAAUUAACAGGUUCCACAACGAGCAUUCUCCACUUCAUGGCAACUUCGUCCUUUACUGUCAUCUGUGAGGCCUCCAACAGCCAUGACUAUAUAUGGGAUGGGACCUUCCUAUACGCCGAAGGCAAAAACUUUGAUUCUUCAAUAUAACCGAUGAUGUUGAAAUAAUGUCCAAAUACA
Molecule: messenger RNA, 1524 nt
Organism: Mizuhopecten yessoensis (Yesso scallop)
Lineage: Eukaryota; Metazoa; Mollusca; Bivalvia; Pectinida; Pectinidae
Product: neural cell adhesion molecule L1-like
Exons: 9
Coding region: 142-1494 (450 amino acids)
Cellular component (GO): neuron projection
Source: RefSeq, a predicted model, not a curated record